Molecule: messenger RNA, 157 nt
Organism: Schistosoma bovis
Lineage: Eukaryota; Metazoa; Platyhelminthes; Trematoda; Strigeidida; Schistosomatidae
Source: the annotation of a GenBank genome assembly
AUGACGAACUUUUCGAACCAUGUGUCCUAUAUUAACACCUCCACAGAAAUUGUUGAAUUGACAAAUGCACAUGGAUUUGGUGGACGUAGGAAGUCUGGUUUUAUUGGCAGUUCUCAUUAUCGGACGAUUAUAGAGAACCGCAUUCAGUUUGGUCCUG